Dipodomys spectabilis (banner-tailed kangaroo rat) is the source of this 2536-nucleotide messenger RNA. RefSeq names its product dymeclin (gene Dym). The transcript is spliced from 17 exons. The coding region runs from base 294 to 2303 and encodes 669 amino acids. The record is from RefSeq and is a predicted model, not a curated record. Gene Ontology annotation, biological process: Golgi organization. Gene Ontology annotation, cellular component: Golgi apparatus. NCBI's taxonomy places the organism in Eukaryota, Metazoa, Chordata, Mammalia, Rodentia, Heteromyidae.
GCUUCCCUCUUCUCUCCCCGCCUCCCGGCCUCCGCAUCUACGCGGGCCGUGACUGGAGCUCGGCCAGAGCCCAGUCACACCCGGAGCCGGAGUCGCAGAGACGUGGAAACAUGGAGGCCUGAACCGGUGUUCGCCACCCGGUCUGCAGCGCGACCUCGCUUCUCUGACGUUCUGCACUCCCGUCCGUCCUCAGUCCGCCGUCCGCGGGGCUGGACGCGGAGCUCCCCGCAGGCUGACACAGGUGGUUUUGUGGAAAUGCAGGUGUGAGGACAAGUUAUCUACCACAUUAGAAGAUGGGAUCAAAGAGCAGCAGGAUCAGUGAUCUGCCUAAAAAUGAGUACUUGAAAAAGUUAUCAGGCACAGAAUCUGUCUCUGAAAAUGACCCAUUUUGGAAUCAGCUUCUUUCGUUUUCUUUCCCUGCACCAACUAGCAGUACUGAGUUGAAGCUGUUAGAAGAGGCAACCAUUUCAGUCUGCAAGUCUUUAGUUGAAAACAAUCCUCGAACAGGAAAUCUUGGUGCAUUAAUUAAGGUCUUCCUUUCUAGAACCAAAGAACUCAAACUUUCAGCAGAAUGUCAGAACCACAUCUUCAUUUGGCAGACACAUAAUGCUUUGUUUAUUAUUUGCUGUCUGCUAAAAGUAUUCAUUUGUGAGAUGUCUGAAGAGGAGUUGCAACUUCAUUUUACUUAUGAAGAAAAAUCUCCUGGCAGUUAUAGUUCUGAUUCAGAAGAUCUUUUGGAAGAAUUGCUCUGUUGUUUGGUGCAAUUAAUUACUGAUAUUCCACUCUUAGAUAUUACAUAUGAAAUAUCAGUGGAAGCUAUAUCAACAAUGGUUGUUUUCCUUUCCUGUCAACUUUUCCACAAGGAAGUUUUACGGCAGAGCAUAAGUCACAAGUAUUUAAUGCAAGGUCCAUGUCUUCCAUUUACCAGCAAACUUGUGAAAACCUUAUUAUAUAACUUUAUCAGACAAGAAAAGCCACCUCCUCCAGGAGCCCAUAUCUUUCCCCAACAAUCAGAUGGGGGAGGACUGUUGUAUGGACUGGCAUCAGGAGUAGCAACUGGUCUCUGGACUGUCUUCACAUUAGGAGGUGUGGGCAGCAAAGCCACUGCUUCUCCAGAACUUUCUUCUCCUCUGGCCAACCAAAGUCUCCUGCUUUUACUGGUGUUGGCCAACCUGACAGAUGCUCCAGAGGCACCAAACCCCUACAGACAGGCCAUUAUGUCCUUUAAGAAUACACAAGACAGCAGUCCUUUUCCCUCAUCAAUUCCACAUGCCUUCCAGAUUAACUUUAACAGUUUGUACACAGCCCUUUGUGAACAACAGACAUCUGAUCAAGCAACGCUCCUCUUAUACACACUGCUCCAUCAGAACAGCAAUGUCAGGACAUACAUGUUGGCCCGCACAGAUAUGGAGAAUCUUGUUUUACCAAUUCUUGAGAUUCUGUAUCAUGUUGAAGAAAGAAAUUCGCACCAUGUGUAUAUGGCUCUUAUAAUACUGUUGAUCCUUACAGAAGACGAUGGCUUUAAUAGGUCCAUUCAUGAAGUGAUAUUAAAAAACAUUACGUGGUAUUCCGAACGGGUUUUAACUGAGAUUUCACUGGGUAGUCUCCUGAUUCUGGUGGUAAUAAGAACCAUUCAGUACAACAUGACACGGACAAGAGACAAAUACCUUCACACAAAUUGCUUGGCAGCCUUAGCAAAUAUGUCAGCACAGUUUCGUUCCCUCCAUCAGUAUGCUGCCCAGAGGAUCAUCAGCUUGUUUUCUUUGCUAUCUAAAAAACACAACAAAGUUCUGGAACAAGCCACCCAGUCCUUGAGAGGUUCCUUAAGUUCAAAUGAUGUUCCUCUACCAGAUUAUGCUCAAGACCUCAAUGUCAUUGAAGAAGUGAUUCGAAUGAUGCUAGAAAUCAUCAAUUCCUGCUUGACAAAUUCUCUUCACCACAACCCAAACUUGGUGUACGCACUGCUUUACAAACGAGAUCUUUUUGAACAGUUUCGAACUCAUCCUUCAUUUCAAGAUGUAAUGCAAAACAUCGAUCUGGUGAUCACCUUCUUUAGCUCAAGGCUGCUACAGGCUGGAGCUGAGCUGUCAGUAGAACGGGUCUUGGAAAUCAUUAAGCAGGGGGUUGUUGCACUGCCUAAAGACAGACUAAAGAAAUUCCCAGAACUGAAAUUCAAAUAUGUGGAAGAAGAGCAGCCUGAGGAGUUUUUCAUCCCCUACGUCUGGUCUCUGGUCUACAAUUCAGCUGUAGGCCUGUACUGGAAUCCACAGGACAUCCAGCUGUUCACGAUGGACUCCGACUGAGGCAGCAGGUGCCCAGACCCACCCUCCAGCCAAAUAGCCCUGCUAGAUAGCUUCUUGCUAGGAAAGAGAAGCAAAUACAUUGCCCAGUGUGUCUUCAACUGGAGAGAAUCACACAGCGUGUUCCCUCACACACUUCAACUUGGAGAUUGGUACCAGCUGGCAGUAGAUCACUCAGCUUAGAGUUUAGUGCAGGGGGGGAGGGGUGCACAUAAUAAAUGUAAAAACUUGCUAUU